Messenger RNA from Dendrobium catenatum, 1373 nucleotides. Its product is annotated as PRA1 family protein H. Lineage: Eukaryota; Viridiplantae; Streptophyta; Magnoliopsida; Asparagales; Orchidaceae. The coding region runs from base 82 to 840 and encodes 252 amino acids. The record is from RefSeq and is a predicted model, not a curated record. Gene Ontology annotation, biological process: vesicle-mediated transport. Gene Ontology annotation, cellular component: endoplasmic reticulum; Golgi apparatus. The transcript has 4 exons.
CACUGUCAGAGAGCCCAGAGAGCGAGCACAGCUUUGGCAAAUUAUCAGAGCACAAGUCGGUCCACCAGCAAGGUGGAAAAGAUGCCCUUCGUAGCGAACCCGCUCGCCCUAAGCGUACCAGAGCCCGCCUUCGAAGCCUGGCUCCGCGACUCCGGCUACCUCGAAACCCUUGACACUAGCUCCUCCUCGUUGCCUACCUCCUCUGCCUCCUUUCCUUCCUCCUCCUCGAAACCUCUACCGCCGAAAAACCCGGCUGCCGCCGUCUCUGGGGUAAUAUCCCCCGUCUUCUUCUUUCUCCGAACCCUUGCUUCCCUUUUCACUAUUAACCCGUUCGCUAAGCUAACGCCGGAGGACUUCGCUGGCGAGACGCCGUCUUGGACGCUACGGUUCGUUGGCGACGCCGGAUCCUACUCUUGGCCCGGCGGGCCCUCCCAGGCCCGGAUGAGGGUUCAGGAGAAUGUUCGCCGAUACGCCAGGAACUAUGCUUUUUUAUGUCUUGUCUUCUUCGCUUGCUCGUUAUAUCAGAUGCCAAUUCUGCUAUUGAGUCUGAUGGAAAGUUUGGGUGUUUGGGAGCUGCUAAGAUUCUGCAGUGAUAAAUGGGAGCUGGAGGAAAAGCACCCAGCAGUUAGGACAAUUUUGGUUUGUGCUGCCCAAUUUGUAAUGUUGGCGAUACUAUAUUUAAGCAAUCUUCAGGUGGCUCUUUUUUGCACCACGGUUCUCAGCUACACAGUGAUGCUUUUGCAUGCUUCUCUACGGAAUUUGGCUCCUUCAAAGCAUUCCCUUGGGACAGAUCAACACCGAAGGACAUACCAGAAGAAAAUUAAUUUGCCUUCCAAGUAAGGUCUUUGACAUGUGACAACCUAUUAUGUAUCAAUGGGUGGUUUCACGGUAAUGAAAGUACUGGUGUCUAUAAACUAGAGCUUAAUGCUAGUUUUCUAGUCUCUCUGUUUGCAAUGAAGUUUAGAGUUCACUAGAAAAAGGGGGGAAAAAUUAAACAAUAACGUAGUUCUCUUCCCAAAAAUUCCUGCUCUUUCAGGCUUGUCAGAAUCCCCAACUAGCGAAUCACCAGCGUUUCACCAACACGUUGAGAGCUUGUCUCAUGGUUACCUUGUUGGAGCUCUAUAUUGACAUGUAAAUAAGUUAAUGAUACAAAGAUCUUAGACCUUCAUUUGGUUCAUUAAUCUCUUAAUAAUGUAUCUUCGGCUGAGUUUGUCAAAUCAUUCUAACUAUAAAUUUUAGUUACAGUGGCCAAAACUUGCAAAAACAAGCCAUUAUGUGUUGCCUGGAGAUCACUUUUUGUGGUGGCAAAUUAUUUAUCUUUCAAUUCCACCACAUUACUGAUUAACAAUUUGCCAUGGGGCAUUUUCUUAUCA